Molecule: messenger RNA, 200 nt
Organism: Funneliformis geosporum
Lineage: Eukaryota; Fungi; Glomeromycota; Glomeromycetes; Glomerales; Glomeraceae
Source: the annotation of a GenBank genome assembly
GACAAGAGGUUGUGAAGCAAUCUUAUCAGAAUAGUCAUAAGAAAAAAGAUGUUGAGAAAAUUGACCAAGUAAUAAUUAACGGUAUUCAGGAUGAUGUAAAAUGUCAAGUGCCAAUUUCCUUUGGUUCCUCUUCAGAUAUAUUACAUGAGACUAAAAUUUCAGCAAUAAGACAUUAUCUAAAAUAUUCUUCAUCUCUGCUU